Messenger RNA from Galdieria sulphuraria, 1704 nucleotides. RefSeq names its product importin alpha. Gene Ontology annotation, molecular function: nuclear import signal receptor activity; protein binding. NCBI's taxonomy places the organism in Eukaryota, Rhodophyta, Bangiophyceae, Galdieriales, Galdieriaceae. The record is from RefSeq and is a predicted model, not a curated record. The coding region runs from base 62 to 1672 and encodes 536 amino acids. Gene Ontology annotation, biological process: NLS-bearing protein import into nucleus. Gene Ontology annotation, cellular component: cytoplasm; nucleus. The transcript is spliced from 5 exons.
AAUGUGGGCCGAAUAGAGUGGAGAUUGGGCACUUUUGGUUGACUGGGUAUCGCUUUCUAUUAUGAUGGCUACGAGACAAAGUAGGCUGGAGGCAAGAAAGAAAACCUUCAAAAAGUCCAUAGACACUGAAGAGUCACGUAAAAAGAGGGAAGAGCAUUCUGUAGAGAUUCGCAAGUCAAAGAGAGAAGAAAACCUCAUGAAGAAACGAAGGGAAAAGGAAGUAUCUGGAAAUAGUAGUUUGGAAGUAACCAAGACUGCACAGGGGGAUAAUCUGAGUACAGAAAAUGCUAUGGCAGCAAAUAUUCCAAGACUAGUGCAAGGAGUAUGGUCUGACUCUGUCCCAACGCAACUCGAAUGUACGAAAGAGUUCAGACAACUUUUAUCUGUCGAAAAAAAUCCUCCCAUCACCGAGGUUAUCAGUACGGGAAUAGUACCUAGAAUGGUCGAGUUUUUAUCAAGAGAUGAUUAUUCCCUUUUGCAAUUCGAAGCGGCUUGGGUGUUGACCAAUAUUGCUUCUGGAACUUCGGAACACACUACCACUGUCGUUGAGGCUGGUGCAGUUCCAAGUUUUGUUCGUUUAAUGUCUUCACCCAAUGAAGAUGUAAGAGAACAGGCUAUCUGGGCGUUGGGAAAUAUAGCUGGCGAUUCUCCAGAAUACAGAGACUUGGUAUUAUAUCAUGGCGCUAUGAUGCCACUACUUCAACAAUUAUCUCAACCAGCAAAACUAUCUAUGUUAAGGAAUGCGACUUGGACCUUAUCUAACUUUUGUCGAGGAAAGCCUCAAACACCUUUUGAUUUGAUACGACCAGCAUUAAACACUUUGGCUCAGUUGAUAUAUUCGAAUGACGAUAUGAUAUUGGCUGAUGCUUGUUGGGCAUUGUCUUAUUUAUCAGAUGGACCUAACGAUAAGAUACAAGCUGUCAUAGAAUCAGGGGUUACUAGAAGACUAGUUGAGUUAUUGACACAUCAGAGUAUCGCUGUACAGACCCCUUCAUUAAGAACCAUUGGCAAUAUAGUGACAGGAGAUGAUACUCAAACGCAAGUUGUGAUCAACUGCGAUGCAUUGCCUUGUUUGAAUAGUCUGCUUGGGUCUCACAAAAAGAGCAUUCGAAAGGAAGCAUGUUGGACUGUGAGUAAUAUUACUGCAGGUACCCAAGAACAAAUACAAGCUGUGAUAAAUGCCAAUAUUAUUCCAAAAGUGGUGGAUUUGUUACAAAAUGCAGAAUUUGAUGUCAAGAAGGAAGCUGCAUGGGCUAUUUCUAAUGCAACUUCUGGUGGAACAAUUGAACAGAUUCAAUAUUUGGUAAAGCAAGGCUGUAUACCUCCAUUAUGUAACUUGUUGAUUGUAUCUGAUUCUCGUAUUAUUACCGUAGCAUUGGAAGGUCUUGAAAACAUAUUGCGAGCUGGUGAAAGACUAGCCGUCAAUGGUUUCAAUCAAUAUGCAUUGUUGGUGGAAGAAGCCGAAGGGGUGGAUAGGAUUGAGAAUUUACAGACACAUGUGAACCAUGAUAUAUAUAGCAAAGCCUUGAAAAUUUUGGAAACUUACUUUAGUGGCACGGGAGAACCUGUUGAAGGAGUUACGCCAGCUUCAUCAUCAGAAGGUCAUUUUGGUUUUGGUGUCAAUCAUCAUAAUGUUCAAGAGCCUUUUCAUUUUGGAGAGAUGCAAGAAUAAUGAUGAAGAAUAGAUGCACUUGUAUGAUGAUA